GUGCAUACAUAAACAUAUUAACAUCACUGAUUAUAAGAUACUGAUUAUAAGGUAGCGAGGAGUAUCCUCCUGAGAGGAAAAGGAUAGCAUGAAUUUACUUGUGUUUCCGUCUUUUUCUGACACACGCGUGAUGCAAUUUCAAGUUAUUAAAGUUAUUAAAGUCAAUAAGUUCUGACGUGUGCUUUUUAGAAUACUUAAUAAGGAAAGAUUUGCAUUUUGUCGAGAAGAUUUGUAUUUUGUAGCUCUGACUACAUCAAGAAUCUUCUAUACUUAUGUGCUAAAACAGUGGAAUUUUUGAGCGAAAUUAUUAUGACACCUGUCAUAUAAUCAUAUCUUGAAUAAAUCUGAUAACAAAUGGAAUUAUAUCCACCGCCACUAGUCUCGGAAUGUGAAUAUACGACACGAUUUGCGUGACAAAACGAACAAAAAAGUCAAGUCGAAACACCUGACAUACAUAUUUUAUUUGUAAGAUUUGUUAGAAUAUACUCCAGAUAGUUCUUCUAAGUGGAUAACAUAACACGAUGACGAUACCGCUGGUCGCCGCAUUAUUUUUCAAUUAAAUGAGUGCAGUUCUAUUGAGUGCGUUAAGGUGUUUGCGUCUCUAAACCUUCCUUUAUUUGCAUUGUUUUAUCACUACUUGUUUUAUCGAUUUCCCACUAGGUCAGUCUACAGAAUUGUAGUAACAUCGCGCACGCGAUAAUGUGCGAUAAAACGAAUGAGAAUCUUUUUUUUUAAUCCUACGAGGAAAUAAAUAUGUACAAUACAGAAUCGCGUCGGUUGACUGGUGAAGAGAAGUUUCUAAAAGAAUCUGUUGAAAAAGAUUUUCACUCAAACAAUGAUACUCAAACAAUAUCGCAAAGAUAUUCUAAUAUUGUUGAAUGUAAAAGCUUAUUAAUGCCGAUAAAUCAACCUGAAAAUAAUCACCCUAUUGCGCCUACGAAUGAAAAAGCAGAAAUAGGACAAGAAAUACAGGGUGAAAAAUAUAAGAAUAAUGAGACAGUACCAGAUAUCAACGAUACGUCGGAAAAUAAUACACAGGAAGACAAUAUUUGUAUAUGCAAUGAAGAAGCUCAUGGAGAAAUCAAACCGACAAAAAAGAUAGAGAAAAGAAGAAAACGAACGUUUUCUUUACUCGACACAUUAAUCUCCUUGAAUAUAAUCGGUCCUUUAGCGGUCAGCUUUUGGAGGGGAGGAUGGACAUGGAUGGAUCUUCAUGCGCAAUUGUUUUCCGGCUGGCUUUGUUUUAUAUUCGGCGCCAUGUUACAUGCAACAUUCGCAAUUUUCAAAUAUCGAUUUCACGAUAUUUACAUGAACAAGUGGGCUAAAUUAAAUUGGCAAAAGCGACUGCCUUAUUACGUGUUACGAAUUCUGUACACUUACAUCUUCGGAGUGGCGUGCAUCACGCAUUGGCGGGGUGGUUGGAUCAUCAUUGAUAAUUAUCUAUUGACUCACGUGUGGAUAACAACGUCUUUGAUAUGUUUACUGCUGGUGUGCUUGGUGGUUCUACGUUGCGUUCGGAACUUAAUAGCAACCCCAAUGAUAAUCUUCAUCGAUAUACCGAAUUACGUUUUUCGAUUUCCUACGAGAUAUAAAGUGUAUAAUGUGCUGUGUGGAUUCAAAAAUAAUCAUGAGUGAAGAGCGAUCACAGGGGAUGAAGCAUUUAAUUUCAUAUCUUUCGUAAUUAUUCGAGAUGACAGUGAAUUUUAUGCCCUUGACGAGACUUGUCGGGAUGAAUUAAUGAACGAAGGUGAGAAGAUGUUAUAAUCCAAGCUUGAUUGGAGCACAAAAAAGGAGUCGAUUAGCGACGACUUUGGCUAAAGCGUCAAUGGUUAAAUGAGUAUACGUCAAUGGC
Molecule: messenger RNA, 1852 nt
Organism: Camponotus floridanus (Florida carpenter ant)
Lineage: Eukaryota; Metazoa; Arthropoda; Insecta; Hymenoptera; Formicidae
Exons: 5
Coding region: 754-1635 (293 amino acids)
Biological process (GO): neuromuscular synaptic transmission; neuron-neuron synaptic transmission; clustering of voltage-gated calcium channels
Cellular component (GO): presynaptic membrane
Source: RefSeq, a predicted model, not a curated record